Messenger RNA from Vollenhovia emeryi, 1500 nucleotides. RefSeq lists its product as uncharacterized. Gene Ontology annotation, biological process: proteolysis. Gene Ontology annotation, molecular function: aspartic-type endopeptidase activity. The record is from RefSeq and is a predicted model, not a curated record. The transcript has a single exon. NCBI's taxonomy places the organism in Eukaryota, Metazoa, Arthropoda, Insecta, Hymenoptera, Formicidae. The coding region runs from base 1 to 1500 and encodes 499 amino acids.
AUGAGCGCGGACGUGGUGAAAUUAACCUAUAAGAAGCGCGCGGCAAAGGCUUCGUUAACGCGGUUAGAGACGUACGUGGAGGGGAUAGAUCCCAUCGAGGUUGAGAUCGAGGAAUUAAGAUUGCGCAUAGAAAGGCUGGACGAAGCGUUUAAAACAUUCUCGGAUACGCAAAUAGAAAUCGCGGCUAACGAUGACACGAUAGCGGAUCAGGAUAAAGAAUCGGAGGAAAUUGAAAACAAAUACUUUCGAUUAAAGGGCGCGAUGGAAAGAAUCGUAAAUGAUAGAACGGUUAGAGCGGAUGAGGGAAUGUUAGAUCGCACAGUGAUACAGGCCAAUGGAGCGGUCAAUAAUGACGUCGGCAGAGCCUGCGUUCCAGCAUUCAACGCUCAAAUUAAACUACCGCGGAUAGAAUUGCCCAGAUUUUCAGGGGCAUAUGAGGAAUGGCACUCAUUCUAUGAUAUGUUCGGUUCAUUAAUUCAUUCAAAUAGAGAUCUUAACGAUACUCAGAAACUUCAUUACCUGAAAUCCUCCUUAAAAGGGGAGGCCGCCGAGGUCGUGUCGUCGCUAGAAAUGACCGGUGACAAUUAUAAAGAUGCAUGGGAUAGGCUUAGUGAGAGGUACGAUAACAAAAGGCUUACCGUUCAGAACCACAUCAGGGCUAUCUUUGACUUACCUGUCGUGAAAAGGGAAGACAGUGUCGUUAUCCGACAAAUAUUAGACGGAGUGUUAAAGCACACGAGAGCUUUACGCUCAUUGGACAGACCCAUCGAGCAUUGGGGCGACUUGUUAGUUCACAUCGUCACGAGCAAACUAGAUAUGAAGUCAAUAAAAGAGUGGGAGAACUCGAUCGAGUCCACGCGAGUUCCUACGUUCGAGGAGUUAAUAGAAUUUCUAAAAAAACGGUGCCAGACGUUAGAGGCGGUUUCGAAGGUAGGAAGGUCGAAUAGGGCCAACGCUAACUCGUUACAGGAUAAUGUGCAAAGGUCCAAAGGCUGUAACGUAGCCGCUACCAAAUUUAAAUGCUCAUAUUGCCAAGGAGAUCAUAGCGUUUACUCUUGCAAAGAUUUUAAGGGUCUAUCGGUAGACGAGCGCGUAAAAUAUAUAAAAUCAAAGGGUUGGUGUUUAAAUUGCUUGAAGGGCAAGCAUAUGGCUAGGGAUUGUUCGUUAAACGGAUGCAAAACAUGUAGCAAGCGGCAUAAUUCCUUACUGCAUCCAGAGAGUCCCAAGGGUGAAUCGAGCAGCGAAUCGAGCCUCGGAAAGGCUAAAGUCGUUGCAGAUAAAGAACAGGGGAACAGUGCGGCGUGUGGACAUGCCUGUUCCACGGAAUCAUACCGGUCGAGUCAAAUGUUGUUGUCUACGGUUUUGAUUAAAGUAAAGCAUAGCGAUGGUCAUUUUAUCCAAAUCAAAGCUCUUCUUGAUAGUGGGGCGGAAUCUAGUUUCAUAACGGAAUCUCUAGCGCAGCGUCUAAAACUCAGGCGUAAGGCUGCGCAUACAGGGUGA